Molecule: messenger RNA, 2277 nt
Organism: Marmota flaviventris (yellow-bellied marmot)
Lineage: Eukaryota; Metazoa; Chordata; Mammalia; Rodentia; Sciuridae
Source: RefSeq, a predicted model, not a curated record
UGUCUGCAAAUAAACUACCCAGAACCAAGCUGCUACCUGCUUAGAACACCCAUGUGGCCGCCAGGGAGGGAGCCUGGGACCAGGUAGCUGCAGGAUCUAGCCCCCGGCCGGGCCAGGCGGAGCAGAAAUGUCAGGGAAGGAGAACAACUUCCCGCCCCUGCCCAGGUUCCUGCCGCUCAAGCCCUGCUUCUACCAGGACGUCGCCAGCGAGAUCCCCGCCGAGCACCAGGUGCUGGUGAAGAGGAUCUUCCGGCUGUGGAUGUUCUACUGCGCCACCCUGGUGGUGAACCUCGUCGCCUGCCUGGCCUGGUGGAUCGGCGGAGGCGCAGGUGCCAACUUCGGCCUGGCGCUGGUCUGGCUGCUGCUCUUCAGCCCCUGCAGCUAUGUGUGCUGGUUCCGUCCGGCCUACAAGGCCUUCCGAGCCGACAGCUCCUUUAACUUCAUGGCCUUCUUCUUCCUCUUCGGAGCCCAGUUUGUCCUGACUGUCCUCCAGGCCGUUGGCUUCUCAGGAUGGGGCGCGUGGACAGCAGGCCCUUGCCCAGUACGCAUGCUGAAGCUCACUCUCCCCUGCAGUGGCUGGCUGGCAGCGAUCAACUUCUUUCAGACCAGCAUUGGGGCUGCUGUGGUCAUGCUGCUUUCAGCCAUCAUGUUCUCUCUGUCUGCUGCCAUGAUGGCAGUUGCCAUCAUGAAGGUGCACAGAAUCUACCGUGGGACUGGUGGAAACUUCCAGAAGGCACAGACGGAGUGGAGCACCGGUGCCUGGCGGAACCCCCCUUCCCGGGAGGCCCAGUACAACAACUUCUCGGGGAACAGCCUGCCCGAGUACCCCACCGUGCCCAACUACCCAGCCAGUGGCAGCCAGUGGCCUUAGAGGGAGCCGCUGGCCAAGCUGCCGCCCGCCUUCUCUGCCACUCCCACUCCUGUUGCCCUCGGGUCCCCAUGGCCCUCCCCAGCCAGGGCCUGUGGACCCCAUGUUCCUCCUGCCCCAACAGCAGGGCUCCUGGCCAGCCCUGCCUGGCGGCUCUCUGGCCUCUGCUGUCCACUGUGGCAGGCACAGCCUCUGUCUCCAGGUCACAGAGGGCCCAGCUGAGGGGCCCCAGGGGGACAGUGGCAGCAGGCUGGUGCCCACCGUCCAUCCAGAGUUGCUGACACAGUGUCCUCACUCUUGGCUGCUUGUGGCAUCUUUGGUGCCAACCAGGAAGAGGCCUGGCAGGGUCCAGGUCCCCUGCAGGUGGCAGAGGUUUGGUGCACGUUCGGCCCUCUGUGUCUUUGUCAUCCUCCUACGUCCCUGCUCACCUGCAGCCAGUGACUCAUGGGACCAGCCCACAGGGAUGGCCAGAGGCAGAACCCACCUCCCCAGUGACCUGCACUGCCCGUCCACCCAUCCAGCAGUCCUCCCCGUGCGUCUUGCUGGACAGGGCCUCUGGAGCCACACUGUGGCUGUGACAGUCCCUCCCCUCCUGGGCUAGCCCAGCCUGUGCCCGUGCCCCAGGGUGUGGCCCCCCAGAGCAGGGCAGCGAGGGGGCCCUGCCUCCUGCUCAGGAGCCCAGAGGACCCUGGGGGACCGCGGGCAGGCAGAGGCGGAGCCCUGGGAUGGCCCCUCAGGGCCGAGCUGUGCCUUACAGAGGACUUGUCCCUCCACUCCUGCCCUCUGGGGCGCUGUGUCCUUGGAGGAGCCGGGUGCACCCUGGGCUGGGCUCAGUGGUGGAGCGCGCCGAGCAGAGGAGGCCCUGGUUCCAUCCUCAGUUCACGUUAAAAGAAUUGAUAUAAUAAAGGUAUCGCGUCUACCCACAGCUACAGAAUUAUCACACCAAGAGGGCCAAAGUGUCUCACGGACAUGUCUGUGUCCCCUUUGGUGACAUCUGGGCAUAAAAUCUUCCCUUUGGUGGCCUUUCUGUGCUGCUGGCCAAGACUUCACGGUGCCCAGCUGCCACCCCUUGCAGGGCAGGCCCUUCCCAGCACACCGGGGGUCACCGGCUCUCGCCAGGACCACUCAGUCCAGGCACCCACGUUCUCCACCCCAGAGCAGAGGGGAAGGCAGCCUGGUGCCAUGCAGGCCCAGGGCCCCCCAGAGCCCCACGGCCCCGGCCAGCCUCUUGCCCGCAGAAGCCUGCCCUGCCUGUGACUCCCCCUGGGUGGCAAAGCAGUGCAGCCACCAUGGGGAAGAGCCUCGAACUGCCAGUAGCACCUGCCCCACCCGCCAGCCCUGCACCCUCAAGACUGGUGGUUUUUGUUAGGUGAAAAUAUUCUGGAAAUAAAUCCUUUUUUUGCAUCAGA